AAGAUCCCGGAAGAAAUAAACAUCCGAUAUCUUAACUCGGUAUAAUUUUUCACUGUUAAAUAUGUAUUCAGCUACGCGUAACAUAUUGACUUAGUUUGAAUUGGAUGUUUAAUUAUGCACUAAAACUAAAACAAAGAAGCUUUGAAAAUUCCAGAGAACAGAGACUUCGGACAGGGACGAAAAUAUAGAUGUCUUGAAAGUCUAGGGAACAAAAACGCCCGAAAUACGAGACACUAGAGAUGCUGAAGGCGCUAAUUUGUGUCACCAUAGUGAUUCUUCUUGUAGUUUGCCAGUCUUAUGGACUUCAAUGCAAAAAUGGUCAGACAAAUUACACAACAACACAUUACGCAGACAAAUAUAAGGUAGAAUAUACAACCGCUACGACAACAGUACGCUACGAGACUUGCACUUUUUGGAUUAUCAAUUGUAGAACAAAAUAUACCAAAAAGACAAAGAUGAUCAGCCAAAUGAUAACCGUACAAAAACCGUACGAGGUGGUCAAUUGUUGUCCUGGUUUCUUCAAUGAUAGCAAUGGAUGCACGCAAGGUUGCGAGGAAGGCCUGUAUGGUACUAACUGCACGCAAAACUGCACCUGGUGCCCGUCAUAUUGCGACAUGUAUUCAGGAAACUGCACUUGUGAACCAGGGUACACGGGCGACAAUUGUUCACAAGAAUGUUCUUCAAAUUUUUAUGGUGUUAACUGUGAACACAAUUGUAGAUGUAAAAAUAACAGCACAUGCAAUGCCGCUGACGGGUCUUGUAACUGUACAUCCCCAGGCUGGGAAGGAGCAUUGUGUGAUCAGGAAUGUACCAAUAAUACAUACGGGUUGUUUUGUAAUGAGACUUGCAUGUGUAACGAGAAUCAAACAUGUGACCACGUGCACGGUUCGUGCAUAUGCAAAUCAGGAUGGCAUGGAGAGAACUGUUCUGAGGAGUGUGACGCAAUGACGUUUGGUGUCGACUGUUUGAAGAAUUGCACGUGUGACCGCAGUAACACGCAAACAUGUGACAGGGAAACGGGCUACUGCCAUUGCAAGCCGGGUUAUAAAAACAGAGAUUGUGAUUCGGAUUGUAGUAUGGGCACCUUCGGAGAAAACUGUUCACGAAACUGCUCUGAUAAUUGCACUUACACGGACUACUGUGAUCAUAUAAAUGGAUCAUGCCUUUGCCCCGGAAUGCGCGGACCUAACUGCUCUCAGGAAUGUACAGCAGGUACAUUCGGGCCAAAUUGUAUCUGGCUUUGUAACUGUAACAACAGUUUAAACGACUCCUGCAAUAAUACAUCUGGCCAGUGUGUCUGCGAUUCCGGGUGGACCGGGCGAACAUGUGACCAAGAAUGUGGGCCAGGUACAUACGGACCAAGCUGUUCCUUGUAUUGUAACUGUACUAACAGUAAAGAUAAAUCAUGUCACAAUGUAACCGGCCAGUGUGACUGUAAACCUGGUUGGAUAGGACGCACGUGUGACAACGAAACUGAUAGCAGUAUUUCGGAUAUAGAAUAUUUGUCCGACAACUCACAAGGCUUUUUUGAAGACAACAUGUUGUACCUGAUAAUAGGGCUUAUAGCUCUUUUUAUUCUCACCACCCUCACAAUCACUGUCGUCUGCAUUCGCAGAAGACACAUGUGCAGCAGUAUGUUUAAAAGCGGAGCAAAGGGGGCCUCAAUCAUUUCAAAUUCUCAAGAAAAUCCAGGUUAUGAUGCCAGUUUAAAAGAUGCAAUACAAAUUUCGAAUAUGUCCUCUAUUGCAACGCCGAACAAUUACGAAGAGGCUGAUAUUGAAUUAAAAGGCGACAAUGUAGCAAAUAAUGAUUCGCAUAUUAUAUCGAAUGGGACAUGCUCAGAUAAAUCGGCAGAAAAUAGAGGUUCGGCACUUACAAAAAGAGAAACGGCUCAAGAGUUAGAAGAAGACGAGUAUAGUGUUCCUGACAAACACACACAUACACACAACGGAGAUCAGUCUAAUGAUGAUAGAAAUUCGCAAGAAGUAUACAAUUGCACUCAAGAUGACGCCAAAACAGACAAUACUCCGAAUGAAUACAACACUUUCAGUGAUGUUAAAAAGAUUCAAAAAGAAGCAGGAAAACAGAAAAAUGAAUCCGAUUCUGAAGAAGAUUACGAUGUCAUUUCUCACUCUGGUCGUACUGAUUCAAAGAAAAAGAAUUUGAAAGAUCAUGAACAUGAAAAUUAUUCAAGCUUUGAACAAGUGAGAAAACUUAGUUUAAAGGAUUCUGCUAACGAAGAAGAAGACACGUAUAAUGCAUUGAACGAACAUCUUCAUGUGCAUAAAUCUGCUCAUAUAAACAUAAGCCAGUACCAUCACAUUAGCUUGAAAGACAAAACAGUAGAUGGUGAAGAAUUUGAUCAGACAAAACCAGCUGUGCGAAUCACUUCACAGAGACAAUCCAGCACUAGUCAUAGACUAUCUAAACAGAAAAGCUUUCCAGAGAAAGAUGUUAUAACUGAAGAUUCUGAGGAGGAGCAGGAGGACGUCAAUACUGAAACAAAAUUGAAAGUUAAUGACAUAAUAGAAGAUGAUAUGACAGAGGUGAUUUACGACGAAUGUGGUGUUGAUGACGAGGACAACGCACCAAAUAUAGAAGAAGUUAAAAAAGUUGCCGAUGUGCCAGUAAGUAAAAAUGCUAAUAUUGAUGAAGUUGUUUAUGAAGAAUGUGAUGAGAACGUUAAUGAACAAUCAAAUGCGGUGCUUUACGAGGAUGUGGAUAAUGUGUCACAAAAAAGUGACAGUAGUGAGGAGGUGGAGGACGAGGAAGAUGAGGGGAAAGAUAAGCACGAACAUGGACCGGAUCAUCAACAACAAAUGCCGCUAAUUAAACGAACAAAAGAAAGGCGUAGAGAAGAUUAUGAAGAGUUUAAUCUAUAGCAUUGAUUGUUAUCAUAGUAUUUGCUAGUCCGAAAAAAAGUAUAAUUUUAGAUAUAAAAUAAGAAAAGAGGCGUAAAUAAACAACCAUAGUGUUCUGAAUAGGACUAGAUCCCAAAAAUGUUUAUUUAAAAACACAAUCCGAAGGAUACAACAAACUUAAUUUACAAAUCUCGAAGGGGUCAAUACAAAUGUUGGGCAUGCCAUUACAGACAUCACUCUACUACAGUUAUACUCAUUUGCCUCAACAUGCACAAAAAAUAAGCUGUCACACUACUACAGUUAUACUCAUUUGCCUCAACAUGCACAAAAAAUAAGCUGUCACAGAAUUACUACUGCCUAGGAAGGAGAGGAUAUAUAUUUAUAUGUUAUUUAAAAUUUGUAUAUGCUAUUUAAGUAUUAAAGUGACAUUAUGCCUAUCCAAGGGUAUCUAGUGACUAGUUAAAGUCAAAAUUAAUUUACAUUUUGCCAUAUUUCUAUUCAAUUUUAUAAUUUACCUCGGAUAAACGAUAAAUAACUCAUGUGGCCCAAGAAAACUGCUUUGAAUAAUCUCGUAAUUUACCUGUAACGUUCAAUUUAGAAAAAGAAGAACAGUCUUUUUUAUUUAGGGCAGAUUUAUAUUUUAUGGUAAACAUUUUCCAGUAUUAAUUAACUGUUGGUCAAUCACAAAAAAAUCAGUCAAUCUCUUGAAAUAUAUAGUGAAUUCAGCUAAACUUGACAAUGAAAAUAAUGUCACUUUAAUAUGAUUUUGAUAAAUUGUCUUAUCCAAAAUUAAAGGACCAUUUACAUUUAAAUCAAUUCAUAUUUUAUUCAGUCUUUGUAUAUACAGUAUAUAUGGACGAAGUAAUUAUGCUUUUCUUGUCAAUCAAGAAUUUAUAUUUUGUGAUAUCUUUUAAUAUCCAUACCAUUUUAAAGUAUGCUUUUCUUUUUUUAGUGAAUAAAUGAAAUAUUUCAUCUGCGUAUAUCUACCAAAUUAUACAGCAUCCUGUUUACAUGACAACCAUGCAUCUUUCUACAUGGAUAUAAAUGCAUUUAUAGACUUUAUCAUUACGAAGUCAAGUACGACGUUAUCAUUUGAAAUACUUGUCAAUCAAACCGCACAUAAAUGGACUACUUGACAAAAAAUCCAAAUCGGAAUAUCUCGGCUAUUAUAAAUUUUUAUCGGAAAGGGCCACGAUGAUGUGAUUGACAAAAACCAUUAAUCAUUUCUAAGGAAAAUUCCAAACAAAAUACAUGUAUAUAUUGACUGAAAGGCAAAAAGUGCAGUGAAUAGCGAAAACUGCAGUGAAAUAGCAAAAAGUGCAGUGAAUAGCAAAAAGUGCAUUGAAUAGCGAAAAGUGCAGACCAUAAUCAAAUGACAAGGAAGUGCCGGCUGAUCUUGGUCUGGACUGGUCACGUGGGUAAUAUAUGUUUGCCGUCAGCAGAGGCUUUGGAUUAAGUGUUUAUCAAGGAAGUGUUUAUGUUGUAAGAUUUGUGUUUGAUAAUGAGCACAUCAUAAGGAAUUUAUUUCAAUUGUUUCAAGGUCUUAUAUAUAAGUGUCAUAUUUAGAUACACAACAAUAUUUUCUAUCUCUGCCAAUGAUAUAAUGUGAAUUAUGGUAAUAAUAAUUUUUUCGAUAAUUUGUAUUAAAAUAGGCACUGUAUGUCUUAAGUACAUUCAUGUAUUUAGAUAUAUUUAAUAUAUUAAGUUUAUAGAAUCAUUCAAAUCUACAGUUAACUGGCUUACACCAUAUACGUUCCUACUCAUUUCGUUUUUACUACACUUGUCUUCAUUAUGUAUUAUUAUUGACAAUAAAUCGGAUAUGGGCCUUCCAUUGAAUUAUCAAAAAUCUAUUUUAAAAGCUGGCCAAUUUUAUAAACAGUUCGUAUAACCGUGCUGUUAUAUUUAAAGGGACUCCACUGAGGUAUUUUGACAUGACGGGACUAAAAAUAUUUUUUCCAGAAAAAAUGUACCAUUUGAUGUAGGUUUAGACAACUAAUCUUUAUGCAAAAAUUUCAGAUAAUUCCGCACUUUGUUUUUCCAGAAUAAUUAUUCAAAUUGUAAAAAAAAAUUGCCCAAAAAUGAUAAGCGUUUAAACGCUUUUCAAUCAAAUCGGGCUAAGAAAAGCAUAAAAAUACGAUUUUCAAUUUAUUUCAAAGUAUAUUUCUUAACUGUCUGUUUUUAAAGUGCCCCAGCUCAUUUAUGUAGGAAAUUCAAAUGGUAUAUUUUUAGGCCUUUAAAACCUCAAUGGAGUCCCUUUAAGAUCUACUCACAGUUAUACUACUCACAAAUAAUAUUUAAGCGAAUGUAGCUUUUUGUAUGAAGAUGUUGUUAAUAUUAUAUUCCUGUUGUCUUUAAUUUGUAAUAUUAUCAUUGCCAUCAUAAGAUAAUCAUUUAUUCAUAUUACUCAUUAUUGAAAAACAUCACGUCACAUAAUCAGCAUUAACCCUUAACCGACUGAAAUUGUGUAAUGAACUCGUACAACACUUUAUUUGGAACAGUGCAUUCAAAGUUUAAGGGAUUCCAAUAUCAAAAUUUGAAUUAAAAGAAAAAUCGAGAUACCAACAGUAUAGAGCCUGGUCAGACUGUAUAUGGAUGUGCAUGCUCGUAGGGCUCUAUAAUAGUGGCAAAGAUUAAACACUUCAUGGUGGUUUUAGCACGGCAAUGGUUUAAAUAAGUGUUACGUUACAAAUGUUGCAUUUCAUUAAAGGGUAAAAAGCUAAAGCUUGCCAAUAAACUAUAAAAUUUAAAAAAAAAUGAGCCGCGUCACGACAAAACCAACAUAAUGGGUUUGCGACCAGCAUGGAUCCAGACCAGCCUGCGCGUCCGCGCAGUCUGAUCAGGAUCCAUGCUGUUCGCUUACAGACCCUAUAACAAGUAAAGAAACUGAUAGCGACGCAGGCUGGUCAGGAUCCAUGCUGGUCGCAAACGCACUAUGUUGGUUUUGUCAUGACACGGCUCAAAUGUCUGUAUUUGUUAAAUGUACUGUAUUACAUACAAUUUUAUAGAUAACAAAACAAGAAAAGCUAUCUUCAAGACUAGCUAAAUUCUCCUAUACUAUUUUGAUAAAAGCAACUACAACAACAGAAGAUACUCGACCAAUUACAAAAGGCAUAAUAUAGCAAUUUACACAUUAAAACAUUGAGUGCAUGCUUGAAACAAACAGUGUGUUGCUUUCACAUACUAGGAUCUGAACUUGAUUCAAUGUUCACAGAAUGAUUGUUUAAGCAGUCUUAUUACAGAAACUAACUUUUUAUUAUAAUUGUUUGUUUGUUUGUUUGUUUGUUUGUAGUGUUAUAAAAUUAUGUUAAAGCAAAUUUAAGAAAUGAAGUGUAUGACAUUUCCUGAUUAAUUUUUAUAUAAUUUUACCAUUUAUUUUAUGUCAAUUUUGGCCAAAGUAUAUACACUACG
Ruditapes philippinarum (Manila clam) is the source of this 6269-nucleotide messenger RNA. Its product is annotated as multiple epidermal growth factor-like domains protein 11. Gene Ontology annotation, molecular function: scavenger receptor activity. NCBI's taxonomy places the organism in Eukaryota, Metazoa, Mollusca, Bivalvia, Venerida, Veneridae. The transcript has 14 exons. The record is from RefSeq and is a predicted model, not a curated record. Bases 240 to 2882 code for a protein of 880 amino acids.